UCUCAGUAUAGUAAUCAACAAUGGCGUUGGCGCCUAAACCCCUCUCUCUAUCUUCCCGCUCCCCAUUCCUCACCCCUCACCCCUUCCAAAACCCUAACCCCAAACCUAUUUUCCCCAAAUCGCACUCUCAGAAACUGCCGGCUCUCAUCAUUUGCAAAUCCACCCAAACCGAUACACCCGAUUACCCACUAUCCAUAUCCGACGUCGAUGGGUCCGGACCCUCCGCCCCGACCCGAGGCGAUCUCUUCCUCCAACGCCACCAAUCUUCAGCUGCUUCCGCCACCGUUCUCGCAGAAGUAAAGAAAAAGAAGAAGGCUAAAGACAAGGCCGUGAAGUCUUCUUCUGUUAGUGUUCCCAGCUGCUACGGCUGUGGAGCUCCAUUGCAGACCUUCGAAACCGAUGCUCCGGGUUAUGUCGAACCGGAAACUUAUACCCUGAAGAAGAAACAUAGACAGAUGAGAACAAUGUUGUGUGGGAGGUGCAAGCUUUUGUCUCACGGGAAUAUGAUUACUGCUGUUGGUGGAAAUGGUGGAUACUCUGGUGGAAAACAAUUUGUUACCGCCGAAGAGCUUCGCGAAAAACUGUCCCAUUUGCGUCACGAGAAAGCUCUUAUAGUGAAAUUGGUUGAUAUAGUGGACUUCAACGGCAGUUUUUUGGCUCGUAUUCGUGAUCUUGCUGGUGCAAAUCCCAUUAUCUUAGUCAUAACUAAGAUUGAUCUUCUUGCGAAAGGAACUGAUCUUAAUUGUGUUGGUGAUUGGGUUGUGGAGGCAACAAUGAAGAAGAAAUUGAACGUCCUGAGUGUACACUUGACAAGUUCGAAGUCCUUGGUGGGCAUUACGGGAGUGGUCUCAGAAAUUCAAAAGGAGAAGAAGGGAAGGGACACCUACAUCCUGGGUUCAGCUAACGUUGGAAAGUCUGCUUUCAUCAAUGCUGUACUGAAAAUGUUGUCUUACAAGGAUCCAGUAGCUGCUGCAGCGAGAAAAUACAAACCAAUUCAAUCUGCUGUUCCAGGAACCACUUUGGGUCCGAUCCAGAUCGAUGCUUUCUUAGGCGGAGGAAAGUUAUUUGACACGCCUGGAGUUCAUCUGCACCAUAGGCAAGCUGCUGUGGUCCAUUCAGAGGAUCUACCUGCUCUCGCUCCUCGAAGUCGACUUCGAGGACAAUCAUUCCCAAACCCUCAUAUGAAUUUGGACAACUCAUUAGCGGAGCAAAUCAGAUCAAACGGUUUAAUUGGAUUCUCAAUCUUUUGGGGAGGUCUUGUCCGAAUUGACAUCAUCAAGGUUCUCCCACAAACACGUCUGACAUUCUACGGACCCAAAGCCCUGCCACUUCAUGUGGUACCUACUGAAAAAGCCGAUGAAUUUUACCAGAAAGAAGUUGGGAUACUCUUGACACCUCCAACUGGAAAACACAAGGAAGAUAACUGGACGGGUCUUGAAGUGAAACGCGAGUUGCAGUUAAAAUAUGACAAUGUUAAGAGCCCUGCUUGUGACGUGGCAAUAUCCGGGCUUGGGUGGAUAUCCGUGGAGCCAUUUAACUUAUCUUUGAAAUCAUCGGAGUUAAGUGAAGUAGAAGAGGGUGGUGAGAUAGAUCUGAUUGUCCAUGUUCCAAAGCCUGUUGAGAUUUUUCUACGGCCCCCUUUACCGGUAGGUACAGCUGGAGGUGAAUGGUAUCAGUAUAGGGAUUUGACAGAAGAGGAACAAGAAUUAAGACCGAAAUGGUACUUUUGAAAUUGUUACGUAUUCACUGGCGUGUCAUAAAGACAAAGAUGGUACAAUGUUCGACAUGCUUUCCAUGUUUUUCGACUGAGAGCUAUGGAGUUAUAUUAACAAUCAGCUGAAUAUUAUUACAACAAGCAUCAAGAAGAUAGAGAGAAUAGUUUAUUUCUUAAAGAGACAAACAAGAAAAAAAUAUAUGAAAUAAACGAGAAUGUCGUGCGUAA
This is a messenger RNA of Erythranthe guttata (spotted monkey flower), 1942 nucleotides long. RefSeq names its product P-loop containing nucleoside triphosphate hydrolases superfamily protein (gene NOA1). Gene Ontology annotation, molecular function: GTP binding; GTPase activity. Lineage: Eukaryota; Viridiplantae; Streptophyta; Magnoliopsida; Lamiales; Phrymaceae. The record is from RefSeq and is a predicted model, not a curated record.